This is a messenger RNA of Sphaeroforma arctica JP610, 321 nucleotides long. RefSeq lists its product as hypothetical. Lineage: Eukaryota; Ichthyosporea; Ichthyophonida. The record is from RefSeq and is a predicted model, not a curated record. The transcript is spliced from 2 exons. The coding region runs from base 1 to 270 and encodes 89 amino acids.
AUGCCUGGUGGCUUCAGCUUCAACUCAUUCGGCGGCAGACCCGGAGGAGGUAAUGGAGGAGGUUACCAGGUUUUGUCGACGCCAAUAACAUAUUCGCACAGUUCUGUGGAGGCAAUAUGGGCGGUAUGGGUGGUAUGGGCGGUUGUGGUGGCCAGAGAAUGGGAGCAUCGAUUCAAUGUUUUAAAGAAUCCGAAUAUACAUACGUGGCAGAUGGCGUUGAUGAACGUGGCGCAUCAGUUGUUGGCACCUCCCGUAGGGGCGAAUCCUUAACGGUGUCACUGUUUUUGGGGUCUUCGUUAAAGUCACGAUCAUUAAUAUAGA